Molecule: messenger RNA, 1281 nt
Organism: Coturnix japonica (Japanese quail)
Lineage: Eukaryota; Metazoa; Chordata; Aves; Galliformes; Phasianidae
Product: B-cell differentiation antigen CD72-like
Cellular component (GO): plasma membrane
Molecular function (GO): transmembrane signaling receptor activity
Source: RefSeq, a predicted model, not a curated record
UCCCCAACCUACACAUGAUCAUAAGUUAUCAUCUGACUGCAUCAAGUAGACGUUGGAGCUGAUGACCUGUUCCUGCCUGGGACAGAGCCACCAGCAGCUCCAUGGCUCAGACCGUCAUCUACGCUGACCUGAGAUUCACCAAGGGGCCGGGGGGCCAUGGCACAACCAACCAGGUGCUGGAGGCAGCCAGCAUGGAUGACACAGACAGCCCCUAUGAGAAUGUUGUACCGGGAUCGGCACCUGUGGGGACGGCAGGGGAAGGGACUGAAGGCAGCCCAGGGCACUGGUCCUGGCGGCGCUGUGUACCUGUGGGGCUUCUGGCAGCCGUUCUGCUGCUGUCGGUGGCCCUGGUGGCCCUGGGGACCUGCUAUUGGCAGGUGACCCACCAGCUGCAAAACGUAACCAUGGAGCAGGCCACUGAGCGCGACCACUUUGCAAAGGAGGAACAAGUGUGGGAGCAGAGCCUGAAGCAGACACAGCAGGAGCUGGCAUGGGUGCAAGAAGAGCUGCAACAAGCAUGGCAGGAGGCCAGAAACAGACAGCAGGAGCUGGCCAGUCGGGAGGCUGAGCUGGUGCAUGUCUCAGGGACCCUGAAUGCGACCCAGAAGGAGCUGCAGGAUGUGCAGGGGAAGCUCAGAGCCAGCAAGGAGGCAGCGAGCAGCCUGCGUGUCUGCCUGAAUGCAGACUGCUGCCCCUCGGGCUGGCUGCUCUAUCGUGGCAAGUGCCUCUUCAUCUCUGCUAUGAAGAAGAGCUGGUGGGACAGCUACUGGGACUGUAAGGAGAAAUCUUCCCAACUGCUGGUGCUAGGUCAAUGGGAGUCAUUGGUGCUGCCGAAUUUUCUGCAGACAGAUGGUGCCAAGUACUGGAUUGGAGGAAUAUAUAAACGGUCAUCUGAAAUUCAGUGGCUGGAUAAGAAGCCGUAUUCCCAGGAAGAGUGGUUUAACUACUGUGGGGCAACAGCCAAUGGGAAGAUAGAGAAGAAAUGGUGUGCAGAUGCUCAUGCAUGGAUCUGUGAGCAAGCCCCAGAUAUGAGCAGUGUAUCAGAGAGCAUCUUUCCUCUGCUGGCCAAAGGGUGACUCUGGCAGUCCCUCUCCACUACAGGACUUGGAGACACAAUCUGGGGAUACAAAAGGAAGACAGCCUUCCCCUUGUGCAUGGCACCAUGCCUGUGCUCUGUCAUGCUGUUGGGAGGCAGGUGGGGAAAAAGACUUGCCUAUCUGUUUCUCAUGCUCAUGCCCAUCCUUGAUACUUGGCAAUAAAAUAAUGGCCUUCAGCAGUUAA